UAUAUAACUCUCUAUUUCUCUACUAGAACUUGCUAUUUUAACAAUUAGCAAUGGCUCGUUUUGCAUUAUUAAUGCUUUUGAUUGCUUUGGUUAUUAUGUUAGUUUGUGUUGUACCGGGUUUUGAAGCAAGAAUCCAAUUGAAUAACAAGGAUAAGAUGAAGAAGGACGAUCUUUUUCCUAUUCAAAAUGUCUUUCCUAAGUUCAAUAACCCGGCUUCUUCGGCCCCAAGCAAAAAAGGUCACACCACAUUAGGUAGUACCAAAACACAAUAUGUUGGUAGCAAUGUUGGUCGCAAUUUGGAGUCGGUCCCUAGUCCUGGAGUUGGCAAUUUUGAUCACAAUUUGAUGUCAGUUCCUAGUCCUGGAAUUGGAAAUUUUGAUCACAAUUUGGUGUCAGUCCCUAGUUUUGGAAUUGGCAAUGUUGAUCACAAUAUGCAAUCAGUCCCGAGUCCUGGAAUAGGCAAGUUUGGUCGCAAAUUGAAGUCAGUCCCGAGUCCUGGAAUUGGCCAUGAUGAUCGCAGUUUGAGGUCAGUCCCGAGUCCUGGAAUUGGCCAUGAUGAUCGCAGUUUGAGGUCAGUCCCGAGUCCUGGAAUUGGCCAUGAUGAUCGUAGUUUGAGGUCAGUCCCGAGUCCUGGAAUUGGCCAUGUUGAUCGCAGUUUGAAGCCAGUCUCAAAUCCUAAAAUUGAUCAUGUUAAUCGCAAUUUGAGGCCAGUCCCAAGUCUUAAAAUCAGUCAAUGAUCACUCCAUUCGUAAACGGGCAACUUCUGAUUUUGCAGUAGGGUGCAAUAUAUUAAGUACAAUAUUAUGUGACAGUUUGUUUAUGGACAUAUAUGCUUAUUAAUUAGUUAAUGCGACAUUUUCAUCAUGUAUUAAUUCUAGUCAGUAUUGUGCAUGAUAUAAAUAUUCCAAAGGUCUUUACCGAAUUAUAUACGGUAUUAGAAUUCAUAUAA
Solanum dulcamara is the source of this 949-nucleotide messenger RNA. RefSeq lists its product as uncharacterized. Lineage: Eukaryota; Viridiplantae; Streptophyta; Magnoliopsida; Solanales; Solanaceae. The record is from RefSeq and is a predicted model, not a curated record. The coding region runs from base 51 to 737 and encodes 228 amino acids. Gene Ontology annotation, biological process: cellular response to nitrogen starvation; response to osmotic stress. The transcript is spliced from 2 exons.